Messenger RNA from Equus caballus (horse), 1660 nucleotides. RefSeq names its product distal membrane arm assembly component 2 like (gene DMAC2L). NCBI's taxonomy places the organism in Eukaryota, Metazoa, Chordata, Mammalia, Perissodactyla, Equidae. The record is from RefSeq and is a predicted model, not a curated record.
CGCAGCGCGGGCGCCAUGACCGGCGCCACGACCCCGUCAGCGCGACUCUGCGGGCCCCGCGCGCUCCAGCCCCGCCCCACGCAGGGGCCAAUCAGGCGCGCGCCCCCGCCCCACGUGGGAGCGCGGCCGGCGGCCAAUGGGCGCGCGCGGCGGGGGGCGGAGGGCAGGCCGCGCCGCCGUCGACGCGGGGACGCUCGCUGGCUCGUUCCCUCCCUCAGACGCUAUCCAAUGAUGCUGUUUGGAACAAUUUCCCAGCGGUUGUGUGGCUUAAAGAAACUCCCAUGGUCAUGUGACUCCAGACACUUCUGGGGCUGGUUGAAUGCAGUGUUUAAUAAAGUGGAUCACGAACGCAUCCGGGACGUUGGUCCCGACAGGGCGGCGUCCGAGUGGCUGCUGCGCUGUGGGGCUAUGGUGCGCUACCAGGGCCAGGAGAGGUGGCAGAAGGACUACAACCACCUCCCGACAGGCCCUCUGGACAAAUACAAGAUUCAGGCGAUCGACGCCACCGACUCCUGUAUCAUGAACAUUGGGUUUGACCACAUGGAAGGCCUACGGCAUGUGGAAAAAAUAAGGCUCUGCAAGUGUCAUUACAUCGAGGAUGCCUGUUUGGAGAGACUUAGUCAACUUGAAAACUUACAGAAAAGCGUGUUGGAAAUGGAAAUAAUUUCCUGUGGGAAUGUCACAGACAAAGGGGUGGCAGCUUUGCACCGUCUGAGAAACCUCAAGUAUUUGUUGUUAAGUGAUCUUCCUGGAAUAAGAGAAAAAGAAAACCUUGUCCAAGUCUUUAAAACAACACUGCCUUCUCUGGAACUAAAAUUAGAUUUGAAGUAAAAUAAUAAUAUUCAAUAAGUGUCUUAUUUCAAUAUGAAGUAUCAUUUGAAAUUGGCGAUCCUAAACAGCAACAAAUAUUAUAUAAUCAUCAAUAAAAUUAUACGGAUGCCAUACCAUGACAUUUUAGAAGCAGAGAGUCCAUCAUGUAGAAAAUAAAUAUUCAGAUGUGACUCACUCAAGUUACUAAGUUGGAAGGGAGAAUUUAUGUACAUUAAGUCAUUUAAGAAAAAUGUAAACCAGGUAGCAUUUUAAUUUGAAUGUAUUCCUCAUAUAGAUAGCUCUUGAUGUAGAUAUUCUUUAUUGUAUUUUAACAGUAAUUUGUUACAUUUUACUUGAAAGUUAUUGAAGCAUGUUCCUAUGAAUGUACAGUUAGGAAACACUGAAAGCUACAUUUCAGAUCCCUGAUGGAGGAGCCACUCACACCAAGUGGUCUGGUUGACGAGGCUUCAUGUUGCUCCCAGGAUUUGCAUGCUCAUUCUUGUGGUCUUUAUUAUACACACCCUUUCUCUGAAUGAAUAGCUCUGGCUACUUUGUCUGUUUUGUAAGCUUAGUCUGUUGUUUUUUUCUGUGUGUAAAGUUUUUUAAAACUAGUCAUAAAUGCUUGGCUGAAUUCAAAUAGUUGUGCUGGUUGUGGUGGAACAGAGGGAACAUUCAUGAAGACCAGCCCAGCUGUGAUAAAGAAUAUCAUAAAUAGAUAAAAAUAGAUCUUUAUUUUUACCCACUUGAAAUGGCCCUGAUUCUGUUAUUAAUCAUAUACCAACUUGUUUGUGGACUUCUGUAUGUUUGGUUUGAACAUUAAGUUGUUGAAUACAACCUUGAGUAGAAAUUA